GCGGCCGGGCGGUGCUCUCCCGCCGCCUGAGUGGGCGCGGCGCGGGACGGCGGCGCGGGGUGCCGGGAGCCAUGGGCUAUUGCAGCGGCCGGUGCACGCUGGUGGCCGUGUGCGGCGCGCAGCUGGUUUCUGUGCUCGAGAGGCAGAUAUUUGACUUCCUUGGUUAUCAGUGGGCACCCAUCCUCGCAAAUUUUAUACACAUUAUUAUAGUCAUACUUGGCUUAUUUGGAACCAUCCAGUAUAGACCUCGUUACAUAACAGGAUAUGCUGUCUGGCUGGUCCUUUGGGUUACAUGGAACGUGUUUGUUAUCUGCUUCUAUUUGGAGGCUGGAGACCUUUCAAAGGAAACAGAUCUCAUUCUGACCUUUAACAUCUCAAUGCACCGUUCCUGGUGGAUGGAGAAUGGGCCAGGCUGCACCGUGACCUCAGUAACCCCAGCACCGGACUGGGCACCAGAGGAUCAUCGUUAUAUCACUGUCUCGGGGUGUUUCCUUGAGUAUCAGUACAUAGAAGUGGCUCACAGCUCUCUUCAGAUCUUCCUUGCACUGGCAGGCUUCAUCUAUGCCUGUUAUGUUGUGAAGUGUAUUACUGAAGAAGAGGACAGCUUUGAUUUCAUAGGUGGAUUUGACUCUUACGGCUAUCAAGGUCCACAGAAGACAUCUCAUUUACAGCUUCAGCCCAUGUAUAUGUCAAAGUAAACAUGGGGACUACUCAAGGUGGGCUAGAGGACCUGUUCAAAUAUCUCUUUCAGGAUGGCCUCCUGGUUCUUCAAAGAGAAAAGAAAUCCAAUUUUUGUGCUAAAAAUUAUGUAUAAAAGCUGAUUGAACAGUGAGACAGAAAACAACAGAGACCUGCAGCCUCUCUUUCUAACAGGUACUAAAGGAGAUGCUCCAGACCCCCUCCUUGAACCUCCUGCCUCUCAGCACCAGAGGGACGCAGCAGAGGCAUCGGUGCCACCUUUUGUCCCUUUUCUCCCCUGGCCACCGCCGGCACGGCCCAUCUGGAUUAAGACAUGAACCCAGCCCACUCAGUGCUGUGGGAGCCUCCUCCACACUCCGGGCCGCAUUGAGUCUCCUCAGUCAACACAACACUGAAAUACCAGGAUGACCUUGCAGCAGAAGUCAAUAGACAGCGCAUUGUUUGCCCUGAAGGCUGUACAGUUCAUACUUGCCUUAACCCAACUGCGUUGCACAUUAGAGAAACUACGUGCAAGCUUUCUGAAGUUAACAUGCUGCUGUUAAUUCUGAACGAUUUCUAAGUCAGUGGUUUUCUUCUGUUUGGUUUUGCUUUGUUUUCAUGUCAGGGAAUAAGGCUCUGUUGCUCCAUGGCUCCAGAGCAACCAAGUAGAAAACUGCCAGCUGUCUGAUAAGUGCUUUACUUUUGGGGCUCCACAGUGGUCAAGAAAUAGUUUAUAAUGAUUAAAAAGAAAAAUAAAUAAAGAAAUAACUGAGACCUUUUGGGGGUCAGGAUGGGGAAAGGGGUAACAGAAACUAAUAAUUGAACCUACUGGAAAUAAGCAGCAGAAACAGUGCUUCUUAAUCCCGCUGGUUAUAUUUAUCGCACUGUAGGUGCUUUUAUAGCUAUCUCUAAACAUCUUUUACUAACUACAGAGACAUCUGCAGAUUUCUAUGAACAAAGGCCAACUGAAUAUGUACUAGCUAUGUUUACUCUUUUAUAUCUGAUUUCAACUAAAAAUUCUCUGUAAGUGAGCUUUUUUUUUUUCUAAUUGCACCAUAAGGGAUCCACAUAUUUUAUUUCUCGAUUUUGGUUGGAGAGGGCAGGGAGGGACUAGUUGAGUUGAAGAAAUACUGAAGACCUUUUUGUGGUAUAUUUGGGGGAUCUGUUGUGUGUUAGAACGUGUAUUUUAUCUUCCUGUAUUAUUGUGGCUGAAAAAAAACCCUCUGUGCUGUUACGUAGUUGGCAACAAGAUGCCUUUGGGAAUUUUGCUAGUAGGUCAAUGUGUAUAUGAAAUACUCUGAACUCCUAGGAACAUAUGUUUUAUUCUACAUCUGAUCUGUAUUUUCAAGAACGUAGAUGGCUUUCACUAGGAAAACCCAAUAUUUUGCUCAGGUUUUUCGGAAACUUGGAUUGUCAUUGUUUAUUUGCUCAGACCUUGCAUAGACAAACGCACGCACCUACCACACCUGAGGUGACCACGUAGCUUUUGAGGGCAAGAGGGAAGGUCAGCUCUUGGAAAUGCUGGAGGCACCCCUGAGCAACUCCCCUUUCCCUGCUGGCCAAACCCUUGCUCCAGAGGCCUGUGAGCUCACACCACUCACCCAUCCCUGUACAAGCCAGUGCCCUUUGCUGUGUCUGCAUGGAUGUACAGUGUCACAAGCAGCAACUCUGGACAAUGACAGAGGAACAGGCAUUCACCAGUGAAAACAAGAUACGGGACACAUUCAGGAGCUAUACCUACAUUGAUUCAGUGAGAUUUAUAUAGAUAUAGAUAGAUAUAUAUAUAUGUAAGUGUGUGAAGGUGUGUGUAUGUCUAUAUAUAUAAAAUACACAGGACUAGCUAUUUUUGGGGGCUGCAUCACACAGGAAGAUUCUGAUGCAGUGGAUCAAGGGUUCCCAUCUCAGAUACUGCUGGGAAUUUCAUGUAUGAAAUAUGAAUGUCCCCUAGGCCUGAUCCUGUAAAGCAUUCAUUGCUGAUUUGGAUCUCAAAUUUAAAUUUUCAUACUUGAGUACCUGAAAAUAUGAGUUCCUGCUGGCUAGAGAUGCUUUUCACCCCCUGGAAACCCCAUGCAACUUCCCAGUGACAGGCUGAAAUUUCCUAUAACUUGCAAAACUAAAAAAAUUUCUACUUUUAUGUAGUAUUAAAUAUAGCAGAUGUACAGUAUUAAACACAAUGAAGAGGUUUAAAUGGGAUGAAAAUGUCAUAGCAGGUUAUUUUAUCUAUCCCUGUAUACCAGUAAAUCAAAAUGAUAUUUCUAUAAAAAUCAUUUUUUAACAUGAAAAGAAACCAGUUUAGGCACCUAAGCAGCAAUCCAAUUUUCAGAAGAUAAUUUUUCAUACCUUUCAGUGAUUUCCCAUGGAACAGCGGCUACUGGUAGUUAGCAAUUUUAGAAGUCAGAUAAUUUAAUGAAGUGUCUACACGUAGCUAAUAGGCCUGAUUUUAAAUUAGAAAAUUUUGGCCUUAAUUUCUUUGUGUCUUAGUCUUCCCACCCAUAAUACAGGAAUAAUAUGUGCCUCACAGGCUUUUUGUGAGGUCUGAAUUGUUAAUGCUUGUAAAAUGCUUAGGAAAUAGGAAGCACAUCUAACUACUAUGGAUUGCAAUAUAAAUGUGUAUUCAUAUAUUACAUAUAGAGUAGAUACACACACUCACAUACACACAGUAUAUAUAUACACAUGCAUACCUAUAUGGAGUCGGUAUUCAUAACUCUGCUUAAGUUGCAGCUAAAGCACCACCAUUAAAAAAAAUAGGACUGUUGACUACUCAACUAAAUGAUUAGUGGAGAGAUCUCUUCUGGAAGCAGUUUAGAGCACAGUAAUGUGAGAAUAUCUGGACGGCAUUUUUGAUUUGUACAGCUGUAUCCUCCUCAAAAUCCAGUAAAGAAUGUUAUUUUUCUAGGCUGGGCUUUUGUUAUAAACUAAAAUAUUCAGAAGGCAAGAGAUACAAUCCAAAUGUGUCUUUUUUUCUUUUCUUUUUUGGCAUUUGUUAAUUCUGAAUGUAUUUUUAACAAAAGUGAUUUUUUUGACUUACUAGUGUAAUUUGCAUUUAAAAAAAAAAAUAAAUGGAAAAAAUAUAGGUUUCCAAGCUAUUCAUGGCCCCCUGCUGCUAUUCAGAACUUACAGGAAACUCAGAAUUACUCUUCCCAGCUGAACAACAAUGCAGGAUAAAGAAUCCUAUUACAUUUACAUGAUGACAAUCCCGAUCUGUGCAGUGCAUGGAUGUGACAGCACUGAAUAGAAAUUGCCGGGUCAUGACACCAUUUUAACGCUGUCAUAUAUACCAGGUAUUUUCAUUAUCACUGACACUAAAAGGUUUCUUUUACAAGGCUGACUGCAACGCACUCUACUUAGAAAACAGGGCUGGUUUUGCCCACUCAUCAGGAAUUUUAAGCUCAUGAUAGGUAUAGAGUUGCCUACAGUGUUAAGCAUUGCAAAAAUAAUACUUGUUAAGAAGGAGCUGUGUAACAUGGAUAUUUCCUCUGCAUUCUUAUUCUUUUAUAUGCUAUUUAUUUUCCCUACACUGAAAUGAUGGAAUCCUGUCUUAGGCAAAAUGUUUAUAGAGCUCACAUAUAUUGACAGCUUGCCUGAGGUCAUUUAAUAAAGAUGGAGCAGAAUGAUAUACAUUUUGAGAUACUCGGUCAUGCUCUCUUAGGAUGACUCCUUAGAAAGAGAGUUCUUUCACUAGGAUUUUUUAAGUCUUCAUAAUAGCGCAAGUGAUAUUUUCAGUCAGGUAAGGAGAAAUGGUUUGUGCUCCACUUACUUAAUCUAAGUACCGUUUACAAUACUCCACUGCUGCACAGCAUUUUGACAAAGUCUGGCACAGUCCUGUAUUGAUUGCUGGAUGUCUCCAGAUAGGAAUGGCCAUUAACUCAGUGUCUGAAGCCUUUCAUCACUUGCAUGCUCACCUUCCAUUUGAGCACAUUGAUAGUAGACAAAGCAAAACUCCACACUCCGUGAAUCACUCCACCUUGCAAUAUUUUCAUUUCCAGUCCUCUGUUUUAUUUUUAAAGGCAAAUACUAAGAGGAAAAUGGAAAGCCCCAUUAAUAGUCUAUGUGUAUGUAUUGCUUGCUGUCUACUGAUGAGUAGCUGAGAUGAAAGUGAUGGACUUCUUGAGUUUGUUUUCUAGCUAUUCCAAAUCUGGCUUCUCCACAGUAUAUGUGGAUUGACAGCAGACACUAAAGGUAAGCCAGGUGUUGUUGAAGAACCAAUACACAGCAAUGCUGCAGACAGCACUGUGUCCACUGCUCCUUGGAGAAAGAUGAAGACAGUUGUUAAGCUAAUUGGUCUGCUUCAAGCUAUGUGCAGUAUUAAAUGCAAUUACAAUGCAUAAAAGAAACUGCCCUUUAGGCUGCAAUUACUCAUUCACAUACAGAAGUGGCACAGCACAGAAUCAAUCAGUAAAAGGGAUUUUCCUCCUGUAGUCACCACUAUGCUUCAUCUCCUGACAUGGAUUGGAGAAAUCAGCUCUGUUUGAUCUCAUGUCCUGACAAGUCCCUCUGUUCAGACCUUCAACAUGAGAAGCAGUUACAGCUAGUUAAAGUUGAGACCUUGGCAUAGCUGAGUGGUCUAGGAAGAUACUGUACCAAAUGUGAAGUUCUAAGUAGCACCAUACAUACAUUUGUUGCACAUCUCUCUCCAUAUGUUCAAAAGAAGUGUCUUUUAAAAAUGCAUUUUUCCUUUAUCUCUCAGAAACCAAUUGAAACAGAUUAUGUCUUUUGCAAGUGUCUUCCAAAAUCUUGCCAAGAUCAUGAAAGAUGUUUUUUAAUAAAAAAUCCAAUAAAACCA
Molecule: messenger RNA, 5461 nt
Organism: Haemorhous mexicanus (house finch)
Lineage: Eukaryota; Metazoa; Chordata; Aves; Passeriformes; Fringillidae
Gene: NKAIN2
Product: sodium/potassium transporting ATPase interacting 2
Exons: 7
Coding region: 72-698 (208 amino acids)
Biological process (GO): regulation of sodium ion transport
Source: RefSeq, a predicted model, not a curated record